CUGGAACUUUUAUUUUGAAAAAAAAUAGGGUCGACUUUUUUCUAGUGGAAUUUUUAACGGACGAUCUGCGCGAUACUCUGUUCUCACAUAAAACCGAAGCCAAGUCUCAAGAUGAAGCUCAAUUAUAUUCCUUUCUUGCCUGUAAUCCUAAGCCUUUUGGCUAUACAAGCUCACGCAAUUUCUUUUAUGCUAGCUGCUAAUGUAAGAAGAUGUCUCAAAGAUGAAAUACAUAAAGAUGUUCUUGUAACAGGGGAUUUUAAACUGUCAGAUGCACCGGGACACAAGACAACAUUGCAGGUGACAGACUCUAAGGGUCAUACAUUGUACACAAGAGAAGAAGCAACAGAAGGAAAAUUUGCAUUCACUACAGAUGAUUAUGACACUUAUGAAAUUUGUUUCAUUACAAAAGUACCUGCAGGUAUGCGUGCGGGAGAGAGGGAAGUCACUAUCAUAGUCAAGCAUGGUGUGGAAGCCAAGAGCUAUGAAGAUCUAGCCAAGUCUGAGAAGCUAAAACCAAUGGAGAUUGAACUACGGAGGCUGGAAGAUCUGUCAGAAGCUAUCGUCAAUGACUUUGGAUACAUGAAGAAGAGAGAGGAAGAGAUGAGAGACACAAAUGAAUCUACAAAUUCCAGAGUAUUGUACUUCAGUAUUUUCUCGAUGGUUUGUCUGAUGAGUUUAGCAACAUGGCAAGUCUUUUAUCUCAGGCGCUACUUCAAAUCUAAGAAGCUGAUUGAAUAGUUUUCUUCAUCUAUAGUGCCUUCUUUAUUCUAAUUUCUUGAAGUUGGGUAUGGGUUUAGCCAAAAUUACCAAAUAAUGGUCAUUUCUGAUUAAAAAUAAUAAUUUUGUGAUUCAUGUAAUCUUAUUUGAUAAGAUUAUUUAAUAAUGAAAUUUAAUACUUUUAAUGGCCAUAUGUUAUUGAGUAAAAUUUGAAUUAAACAUCGCCAUUUAACAAUGGCAGAGCUGCCAACUAAUUUUUAAAAAAAGUAUUUGUUAUGAAUAUGUGACUUAAAUACAAGAGGUCAUCUAAAAAGUAUGAAUUCAGGGCUGAAAAGAAAAGAAAUGAAGGACAAAAGAGAAACUUCUUAGGAUAACAUGUAACAUUGCUGUAUGUAAACAUUUACGCAAGCACUGAAAUCUGCGCUCACAUGUGCUUUAAAGUGAUUGAGUUUGAGAUGGAGUUCUGUAUAUUCAUGUAUAUGUGCUAAGGCAGAAGUUCGUAAGUAACUUCCCAGUGAGUUUUGGCAGAGGAUGACAAUAGAGUGACUGUUAGAGAAUAAUAGGGUUCAUUGAGAAAAUAACAAUUUUGGAGAUAUAGAUACGGAUUUGCUCUUCCUAAUUCCAAAGGUUGGCAGCUCUGGUUAUGGAGUAAAUGGUGUCCUCACACAAAAUCAUUCAGACUCAAUUAUUAUGUAAAGAUCACAGUAUUUUAAAAGUAUAAUUUGUGCAAUGUGCAAUGCAUCAUGGUUCACAUUUUUUUUUUUUUUUUUAGAAAAUGGGGCAAAUUUUAUUUCUGCUGUUGUAGUUAGAAAACUUCUCCGUCACAAAAGAACAUGCUGUUGUUUCAAAGAUUAAUUAGUUCUAUGUUUUGAUGUGCUAAGAACUCAUGGUUUGCUUGAACCCCCCCCCUCUUUUUUUUUCUUUAUCACAAUUUGUUUACAUUCCUUUAUUCUCUUAUUUACAGCUGUGUUGUAUUUCUGUGAAAUUUAUCAAGUUCAAGGAACUUUCUUGUGUAAGGUUUCUUCUAUAAACCUUAGUUAUUUAUGAAGAAUUAGAGACCUGCUUUAUUGUAUGUAGUCUUUCUUUUAUGACACAGUUACACCAACGAAACUGAUUCCAGGAUCCCGUAACACAAAGGUUAGCGAUUAAUCAUACGCUUGAUUUUCAUUGUAGCCAAUGCAAUCAACCAAAGUUAUUACAUUAUUUCCAAUGACAUAACAUUGGUCAGUUUGGAGUCAGUUUAAUUGGUGUAACUGUAGCAUUAGGAUAGAUGUCAAGGCAAUUAUCUUUGUAUAUAUCAACUGGUGCAUAUAGAUUUACAUACUGUAUUUCAAUCUCUAUCUCUAACUGAGGCCACAAUGCUUAAUUAUUUUUGUGUAGUGGUAGUAGUAGUAUCGUUUCCUUUCCCCUCUAGAAUUAGAUUAUACAAACAAUGUUUUUCUCACAAUUUAUAUCUUCUAUGAGAAGAUGGAUGCAUGGUUGUAGUUACAGAUGAGAGAGAAAACUGAGAUGCUCUUCAUAUUUUCUCAUGUUCAAGUUUAUAUAUGUCUACUAUAGUUUUUUUUUUCAUGGAUGUAUGGAAUUCUAAAGUUUGUUGACUGCAUGAAGAAUUUGGAAGACUUUUUGUGUCGGUUGAAUGCUACCCCCUCUCCAUAAGAAAGGAAUAAGCGAUAAUAAUUCAACAACGAACGAAGAAAGGGGUUACUUUGUGUUAUUAAAAGUAUCCUUGUAGUACUUACUUACAUGUAUUUUUGUGUACAUGAUCAUGAAAUUAUGGAGUAACAUUAUGGCACACAAUCAGUGUGAUUAUAUUGAGCAAAUUAAAAUAACUUUUACAUU
Lytechinus pictus (painted urchin) is the source of this 2556-nucleotide messenger RNA. RefSeq names its product transmembrane emp24 domain-containing protein 10-like. The record is from RefSeq and is a predicted model, not a curated record. NCBI's taxonomy places the organism in Eukaryota, Metazoa, Echinodermata, Echinoidea, Temnopleuroida, Toxopneustidae. Gene Ontology annotation, biological process: endoplasmic reticulum to Golgi vesicle-mediated transport; Golgi organization; intracellular protein transport. Bases 112 to 738 code for a protein of 208 amino acids. The transcript is spliced from 5 exons. Gene Ontology annotation, cellular component: Golgi apparatus; endoplasmic reticulum-Golgi intermediate compartment; COPII-coated ER to Golgi transport vesicle.